GAUGGGCUCUCCAUAAUGCUUCAGUUACGAAGGGCGAAGGGAAGCUGAAUUGUUUUUUUGCAAUGGAGAAGACAGAGGGAGAAACACCAGCACUGUGGCUCCCACCUUGUUGCUUAUCUCCCUGCCAACAUGUGCCCCAAAUCCUCUUUGUGCUGUAUUAAGGAAAGGAAAAGUUUUGACAUCUGCUUUCUUACAUCAUCUUUUCCAAUUUUGCACCCGAUAACCCCCUGGUGAAAAGAGGAACAAUGACUUCAUAUAGCUGCUGCUUGAUUCUUUUGCUGUUUACCUGGAGCACUGCUGCCUAUGGGCCAAACCAACGGGCACAGAAGAAGGGAGACAUUAUUCUUGGAGGAUUGUUCCCCAUUCAUUUUGGAGUGGCUGCUAAGGACCAAGAUCUAAAAUCAAGGCCAGAAUCAGUGGAGUGUAUAAGGUAUAAUUUCCGAGGCUUCCGCUGGCUCCAGGCUAUGAUCUUCGCCAUAGAAGAAAUAAACAGUAGCCCAACUCUCCUUCCCAACAUGACCCUGGGAUACAGGAUAUUUGACACUUGCAAUACAGUCUCGAAAGCCCUGGAGGCCACACUGAGUUUUGUGGCCCAGAACAAGAUAGACUCCUUGAACCUGGAUGAAUUCUGUAACUGCUCAGAACAUAUCCCUUCCACCAUUGCAGUCGUGGGAGCAACUGGCUCUGGCAUUUCCACUGCCGUGGCAAAUCUGCUGGGACUCUUUUACAUACCUCAGGUCAGCUAUGCCUCAUCCAGUCGACUCCUGAGCAACAAGAAUCAGUUCAAGUCCUUCCUGCGCACAAUCCCCAACGAUGAGCAUCAGGCUACAGCCAUGGCAGACAUCAUCGAGUACUUUCGCUGGAACUGGGUGGGAACAAUCGCAGCUGAUGAUGACUAUGGCCGGCCAGGGAUUGAAAAAUUUCGGGAAGAGGCGGAGGAGAGAGAUAUCUGCAUUGAUUUUAGCGAGCUCAUCUCCCAGUACUCAGACGAAGAGGAGAUCCAGCAGGUGGUAGAGGUCAUCCAGAACUCCACAGCAAGAGUGAUUGUUGUUUUUUCCAGUGGCCCAGAUCUGGAGCCUCUCAUCAAAGAGAUUGUCAGGAGAAACAUCACUGGCAAGAUCUGGCUGGCUAGCGAGGCCUGGGCCAGCUCUUCCCUAAUAGCCAUGCCGGAGUUCUUCCGUGUCAUCGGCAGCACCAUCGGGUUUGCACUGAAGGCGGGACAAAUCCCAGGAUUUCGUGAGUUCCUGCAGAAGGUGCAUCCCAAGUCCACCAACAAUGGCUUUGCCAAGGAGUUUUGGGAGGAGACAUUUAACUGCUAUCUCCCUGAUGGAUCCAAAAAUUCUCCUGCUUCAGCUUCCUUCCACAAGGGCCAUGAAGAGGGGCUGGGAGCUGGAAAUGGAACGUCUGCCUUCCGACCUCCGUGCACAGGGGAUGAGAACAUCACCAGCGUGGAGACACCAUACAUGGACUACACACACUUGCGGAUAUCCUAUAACGUGUACUUGGCAGUGUAUUCCAUCGCCCAUGCCUUGCAGGAUAUUUAUACCUGUACCCCUGGGAAGGGACUCUUCACCAAUGGGUCCUGUGCAGACAUAAAGAAGGUGGAGGCAUGGCAGGUUCUCAAGCAUCUGCGACACUUAAAUUUCACCAAUAACAUGGGGGAGCAGGUGGAUUUUGAUGAGUUUGGGGACCUGGUAGGAAAUUACUCAAUAAUCAAUUGGCAUCUCUCUCCGGAGGAUGGCUCAGUCGUCUUUGAAGAGGUUGGGCAUUACAACGUUUAUGCCAAGAAAGGGGAGAGGCUUUUUAUCAAUGAAAACAAGAUCCUAUGGGGUGGAUUCUCUAAGGAGCCCUGCGCACUCCUCCUAAUAUGGCUCCGUGUGCCUUUCUCCAACUGCAGCAGGGACUGCCUGCCAGGCACGAGGAAGGGCAUCAUUGAGGGGGAGCCCACCUGCUGCUUCGAGUGCGUGGACUGCCCGGACGGGGAGUACAGUGACGAGACAGAUGCAAGUGCCUGUGACAAGUGCCCUGAGGAUUACUGGUCCAACGAGAACCACACAUCCUGCAUCCCCAAGCAGAUAGAGUUUCUGGCCUGGACUGAGCCCUUUGGGAUUGCUCUGACUCUCUUUGCUGUGCUUGGAAUUUUCCUGACUUCUUUUGUUCUGGGAGUCUUCACCAAAUUUCGCAACACACCCAUUGUCAAGGCCACAAAUCGGGAGCUAUCCUACCUCCUCCUCUUUUCCUUGCUAUGCUGCUUCUCCAGCUCAUUGUUCUUCAUUGGUGAGCCCCAGAAUUGGACUUGCCGUCUGCGGCAGCCAGCUUUUGGCAUCAGCUUUGUCCUCUGCAUCUCCUGCAUCCUGGUGAAAACCAACCGUGUCCUUCUUGUCUUCGAGGCAAAGAUCCCCACGAGUCUCCACCGAAAGUGGUGGGGCCUCAACCUUCAGUUCCUCCUGGUCUUCUUGUGCACGUUUGUGCAGAUUGUCAUCUGUGUGAUUUGGCUCUAUACGGCCCCACCAUCCAGUUACCGAAACCAUGAACUAGAGGAUGAGAUCAUCUUCAUCACCUGCCAUGAAGGCUCCCUGAUGGCCCUUGGCUUCCUCAUUGGCUACACCUGCCUACUGGCGGCCAUCUGUUUCUUCUUCGCCUUCAAGUCCCGAAAGCUGCCUGAGAAUUUUAAUGAGGCCAAGUUCAUCACCUUCAGCAUGCUGAUAUUCUUCAUUGUGUGGAUCUCCUUCAUCCCUGCUUACGCCAGCACGUAUGGCAAGUUUGUGUCUGCUGUGGAGGUGAUUGCAAUACUGGCUGCCAGCUUUGGGCUUCUGGCCUGCAUCUUCUUCAACAAAGUCUACAUCAUCCUCUUCAAGCCCUCCCGCAACACAAUCGAGGAGGUGCGCUGCAGCACAGCUGCCCACGCUUUCAAAGUGGCUGCCAGAGCCACGCUGAGACGGAGCAACGUGUCCCGCAAGCGCUCCAACAGCCUGGGGGGCUCCACUGGCUCCACUCCUUCCUCCUCCAUCAGCAGCAAGAGCAACCACGAGGACCCUUUCCCUCUACCAGCCUGUGCCGAGCGGCAGCGCCAGCAGCAGCGCGGGUGCAAGCAGAAAGUCAGCUUUGGGAGUGGAACAGUGACCCUGUCGCUGAGCUUCGAGGAGCCGCAGAAGAACGCCAUGGCCAACAGGAACGCCAAGCGCCGCAACUCGCUGGAGGCCCAGAACAGUGACGACAGCCUGAUGCGGCACCGGGCCCUGCUUCCCCUGCAGAUCAAUGAGCCCCUCGGGGCUGAGCCCGGCUUCCAGGCAGCUUCCAGCCCGGAGACCAGCUCACAGGAGUCAGUGGUGGAAGACAACAAAGAAGAGGGACCAAGCCCUGAGGCGGAGCCUUCCCUGCCAUCGGUUAACUCCCGAAAUUUUAUAGGCACUGGAGGUGGCUCUGUCACAGAGAACACGGUACAUUCCUAACAAAGAAGAUUGCAAAAAGUACACCAGUCCCCAAGAGGAACUUGCUCACCUCUUGCUUCUGAACGGGAAAGGCAACAAAGACACACUGCUGUGACACAGCCCCACCACACCUUAAUGCUAGCGCCGGCAGGGUAGCACAUGUGCCUCCAGAGGAAGGACUUUGUCUGGGGAGCCUGGGAUUGAAUUUGCAUUUGCUUUAUUGAAACCAGGACAUCUCAGAUGGACAAGUGAAGAUCGCCUCUGGUGGGGCUUAGGCAGAAGUCUGCAUGCUGCCUUGCCUCCAUAAGCUUUUCCUGCCAGACUGCAAUUCAGCUGACUAUGGGAGGCACUAGGCAAUUCCACUAUACCCUGCUUUUACAUUUAUGUAUAAUAUUCCUCUUUCCCACUAUGUAUGAUAUUCCCUCUUUAUGCAGUAUAUGUGAUCUGUAACCAUGUACAUCAGGACUCUCAGCUCUACAA
Molecule: messenger RNA, 3911 nt
Organism: Serinus canaria (Common canary)
Lineage: Eukaryota; Metazoa; Chordata; Aves; Passeriformes; Fringillidae
Gene: CASR
Product: calcium sensing receptor
Exons: 7
Coding region: 246-3452 (1068 amino acids)
Biological process (GO): detection of calcium ion; intracellular calcium ion homeostasis; G protein-coupled receptor signaling pathway
Cellular component (GO): membrane
Molecular function (GO): G protein-coupled receptor activity; calcium ion binding
Source: RefSeq, a predicted model, not a curated record